Molecule: messenger RNA, 732 nt
Organism: Colletotrichum karsti
Lineage: Eukaryota; Fungi; Ascomycota; Sordariomycetes; Glomerellales; Glomerellaceae
Exons: 2
Coding region: 1-732 (243 amino acids)
Biological process (GO): protein deubiquitination
Molecular function (GO): deubiquitinase activity
Source: RefSeq, a predicted model, not a curated record
AUGCCUCCUCGUUCCAGCAAUCACAGAUCAACUUUGUCGCUUUCAAAGACCGAAGUCACGAUUCAUGUCUACGAUCUGCUGCCUCCGGGAAGAUUGUCUUCUGUUCUUUGGACGGUCGGCGCCUCGCUCCUUCAUUCAGGCGUCGUGAUCAAUGGCAAGGAAUACGCAUACGGCGGGCACGAGAGGCGCGGCGUGACGGGGGUGUACUGGACGAAGCCCAGGACCGAGCCACCCGGCGGCACCUUCAAGUCGGAGAUCCUCCACGGUUUCACCUUCGCGACCCAGGCCGAAAUCGACCAGAUCCUCGAAGAAGCGUCCAAAGAGUUCCUCGGAACCUCCUAUAACCUCUUGACCAAGAAUUGCAAUCACUUCACGUCAUAUUUGUGCAAGAAGUUGACCGGCCGACCCGGACCCGGCUGGCUGAACCGGGCCGCCAGCAUCGGCGUCGCGUUGCCCUGUGUCGUUCCCCGGGACUGGAUCGACCCACCAGAAUACGAUACCGCGGACGGCGCGCUUUUGGAGGAGGAAGACGACCAUGCUCACGAAGGCUCCAGGAUGCUGAAGCAAUCGCCUCCCAGAUUCCUCACGGAGAAUUCCAAGAGUUCCGAUGACGUCGACUGGGAUAGCGAAGAGGAGCGGAGACGAGGUGGGAAUGGCAAGGGCAAGAAAGCCGUACGAGACACGAGCGGUCGCGAUCUGCCCGCAGCCGAGAGGGCCCCUGAUCGCAAGUGA